AAACACCGAGGAGCUAGCAAGGCGUACGGCGUAAAAAACCCGAGAAAAUAAAGGCUCUGCUGAAAAAAUGAUACUUUCACGCGGAAAAACCGACUCGGCGAGCUCGAGGAACGCCAGCGGAGGAGCUGGCAGCGGACUCGGGGUUGGCAGGCAGGCCAGGAAGACUCCGGCACCGGCCUCCCUCGAGGAUUUCAUCAUCAAGCGGGACUACACGGGUGCCAGGGCAUUUCUAGAGUAUACCAACGAUGAUGAGGACGAGGAUGAGGGAGCCCAUGGACCCAAGCAGAGUCAGGUUGAUCAGUGGAUAGCCUUUUGCAAUUUCCAUUUGGGAGACUACCAACAGGCUCUUGCCCAAUACAGAACCAUUCAGCAGAGUUUCACGAGUCCCGAUGGCAAAGUGGAUCUCAAUCUCAACGUGGCCGUCUGCAUGUUCUAUUUGGGUUUGUACGAGGAGGCCCAACAACUGAUGACAAAUUCAGCUGACAAUCCCCUGAAGCAGCGACUCAUGUUUCACUUGGCCCACAAAUUGGGCAUCGAGGAGGAGUGGAGUCAGCUACUGGAGGAGCUGCAGGAAUCUUCCAGUUUGGAGCAACAACUCAGCCUGGCCUCUAUGCACUAUAUGCGGGCUCAUUACCAGGAGGCCAUCGAUGUUUAUAAAAGGGUCCUGGUGGACAAUAAGGACUACCAGGCCAUAAAUGUCUACUUGGCACUUUGUUUCUAUAAGCUGGACUAUUACGACAUGUCCCAGGAGGUUUUGGAUGUGUAUCUCAGUCAGCAUGGCGAUAGUACCAUUGCUAUUAAUCUAAAGGCCUGUAAUCGUUUUCGUUUAUUUAAUGGUCGUGUGGCCGAGCAGGAAAUCAAGAACAUAGCCGAUAAUGGCACUUUUGGUGCUGAUCUUCUACGUCACAACUUAGUUGUUUUUCGGAAUGGAGAGGGAGCUCUGCGUGUCUUACCGGGACUACUGAAUAUCAUUCCCGAGGCUCGUCUGAAUCUAGCUAUAUAUUAUCUAAAGCAAGGGGAUGUCCAGGAGGCCCAUGCCCUGAUGAAAGAACUGCAACCCACAUCGCCACAUGAGUACAUACUCAAGAGUGUGGUUCAUGCUGCUCUCGGUCAACAACUGGGAUCGAAAGAGCACAUUAAGACAGCCCAGCAGAACCUCCACUUGGUGGGUAGUUCGGCCACAGAAUGUGAUACAAUACCAGGUCGUCAAAGCAUGGCCUCUGCCUUUUUCCUCUACGAACAAUUCGAGGAGGUGCUGGUGUACAUGAACUCCAUCCGAAGUUACUUUGUCAACGACGAUGUGUUCAAUUAUAACUUUGCCCAGGCCAAGUGCGCCACGGGUUAUUACAAGGAGGCGGAGGAGUUGUUAAUGCAGAUCACCGAUAUGGAUAUAAAAAAUCAGCACACCUACUGCAUGAUCCUGGCUAAGUGUCACAUCCAUUGCGGUCAUCCUGAGUUGGCCUGGAAUGUUUUUAUUACUAGGGAUACGAAUGCAGAGGCAUUUAUCCUGCUGCAAUUGAUUGCCAAUGAGUGCUACAGGUGUUCCGAGUUCUGGGUGGCAGCCAAGGCCUUUGAUAUGCUAGAAAAGCUCGAUCCCAGUCCGGAGAAUUGGGAAGGCAAACGGGGCGCCUGCGCAGGUGUUUUGUUUGCAUUGUGCACCAAGGCUCAAAGAGGUCGUCCUGGCGGAGGAAUCUCGGAAGUCAUCGGCAUUUUGCGGGACUCAUCGAACUCACAGGCAGAGGCCAUGAUCAAAACAAUUCGGAAGCACAUAAACCAUCUUAAAUAA
Molecule: messenger RNA, 1786 nt
Organism: Drosophila subpulchrella
Lineage: Eukaryota; Metazoa; Arthropoda; Insecta; Diptera; Drosophilidae
Gene: Ttc26
Product: intraflagellar transport protein 56
Exons: 5
Coding region: 68-1786 (572 amino acids)
Biological process (GO): intraciliary transport involved in cilium assembly; intraciliary anterograde transport
Cellular component (GO): intraciliary transport particle B; ciliary basal body; ciliary base
Molecular function (GO): protein binding; intraciliary transport particle B binding
Source: RefSeq, a predicted model, not a curated record